AUGGCUGAAGCAAUUCAGACAGGAGUUCAGGCCGGUGUACAAGCAGCCCUUGCCGCCAACGCAGCGGAAGCCGCAGCUCCACGCCAGCAACAAAACCGACGCCACAAUCCGGUAUUUGAAGACGAUGGUGAUGGGUCCGAUGAGGAUAACCCGUUCGGAGACAACCCCAACCAUCAACGCCACCAACAAGAUCGUGGUCAGCAACAGAGAAACGCCGAAAAUACUCGGUGGACGUCAGGUAUAAAACUUGAUAUUCCAGAGUAUCAUGGAAGUUCUCAGCCGGAAGAGCUUCUUGACUGGUUCGUCACAGUCGAUGAAUUUUUGGAAUUCAAAGACGUACCAACCAACAAAAAAGUUCCACUUAUAACUACUCGGUUCCGCGGUCACGCUGCAUCAUGGUGGAACCAACUCAAGCUCUCUCACAAGGAUCACGCUCAAUCGAGGAGUACUCUAAUGAGUUUUUAUCAGAUGCUCACCCGAGUAGAUAUUAACGACUCGGAGGAUCAACUAGUAGCCUCUUUAUUGCAGGACUACGACCUCAACUACAGAAUGCUUCACCAGUUUGACCCGAGAUCUGUCUCUGAAGCACGUCAACGAGCCGUCUUAGUGGAACAACAAAACCGCCUCAGAAACAAUCAAUGGGCCGGUAAUACAAAAGCUCGCAACACAACAUCCUCGACAGAGGAGUCUAAAGCUUCUACGGGACGCGAUACAACAACGGGACCUCGGGCAAAUCCCCGUUCAACAGAACCCGCAACUGAUGCCGUCAAACCACGCCCAUCUCGUCCCAACGCUCUCCGGUGUUUCACAUGCGGCAACGAGGACAUAUCCAGACGGCGUGCCUAA
Molecule: messenger RNA, 846 nt
Organism: Brassica oleracea var. oleracea
Lineage: Eukaryota; Viridiplantae; Streptophyta; Magnoliopsida; Brassicales; Brassicaceae
Exons: 2
Coding region: 1-846 (281 amino acids)
Source: RefSeq, a predicted model, not a curated record